CGCUGACUUUGAAUAAUGACUCAGAAGCUGUUUGUCGCUAUUCUCUUGGUUGCCCUGAUUAGCCUGGUGGCUAUGGAACCAGAGGAUGCCGAAAAUAAAAUAGAAUUUGAUAACGCUGUGUAUCCUCAAAGUGGCGUCUCGGAGUUGCCCCGUAUUAGGAGGUCUGUGCUUGGCCUUUGUCGUUUCUGCUGUGGAUGUUGCAGGAAGAUGAAAGGAUGUGGCAUGUGUUGUCGGACCUGAUGUGUUGCCAAUGCCUGGACAU
Messenger RNA from Pelobates fuscus (common spadefoot toad), 262 nucleotides. Its product is annotated as hepcidin-like. Bases 16 to 240 code for a protein of 74 amino acids. The transcript has 3 exons. Gene Ontology annotation, biological process: intracellular iron ion homeostasis. Gene Ontology annotation, cellular component: extracellular region. The record is from RefSeq and is a predicted model, not a curated record. Lineage: Eukaryota; Metazoa; Chordata; Amphibia; Anura; Pelobatidae.